AUGUCGAUGCCAAGAACUGACAAGCAAUUAUCCGAAACCCUUGUGAUGGAAAUCCUUUUGAAGCUUCCCGUUAAAUCUCUAGUGAGAUUUAAGUGUGUUCGCAAAUCCUGGUGCUCUUCUUUUCAAACCUCCUAUUUUAUCACCAACUAUAAAAACAACAAUCUCAAUUUCCUCGUCAAGCAUAUUGAAAAUGUCCCUCGCUUAUCCCUGUUUUCAACUGAAACAGAAAUUAAAAAACAUGGUGGAUCUGGUGUUGAGCUUAAUCUAAAAGACAAAGAGAAUAUCCCUAUGCCUGUCUCUAUUAGUAGUAGUGCACCAAUCACGAUGUUUGGUCCAUGCAAUGGCUUACUUAGUUUGGAUGAUGGUUGUGGGAUUACCCUUUGGAAUCCUUCUACGAGAGAAGUUAAGGUUGUUCCUAAAUCCAGUAUCUCACGGCCUCCUUCCGCAUAUUGCACUUAUUUUUCUUGCAUUGGGUUUGGGUUUGAUAGCAAUUAUCUGAUCGUUUCUUUCAACAUGGCUGAAGAAGUUUUCUCGACAAUACCCUUUCCGAAUUUUGGUAUGUCUAAGGCCGAAUGUUGGUGGAGUUUUGCUUCCUUUAAUAAAGCUCUUGCUACAAUUGUUCGUCCAAGGGAAGGCAUGGGAAAUUGUCGUGACAUAUGGGUCUUGAAUGGAUAUUUAUGGACUAAACAACUUACAAUUGGGCCUAUUCUUGGAGAUUGGAGGCCGUUAGCAUUGUGGAAGAAUGGAGAAUUAUUGUUGAAAAGUGAAAACAGUAAACUAGUUAUGUUUGAUCCCAGCACUGGAAAGCUUCAGGAUUUUGAAAUCCACAUGCCUAAGUACACAACGCAUCUAGUUGUUUAUGCUGAAAGCAUUGUUCCAAUCAGGAGAAAAUGAGAGUACGAGGAAAAUGAAACUCGUAAAGUG
Messenger RNA from Theobroma cacao (cacao), 924 nucleotides. The record is from RefSeq and is a predicted model, not a curated record. Lineage: Eukaryota; Viridiplantae; Streptophyta; Magnoliopsida; Malvales; Malvaceae.